Messenger RNA from Falco peregrinus (peregrine falcon), 1348 nucleotides. Its product is annotated as CMRF35-like molecule 8. Gene Ontology annotation, cellular component: plasma membrane. Bases 35 to 1084 code for a protein of 349 amino acids. Lineage: Eukaryota; Metazoa; Chordata; Aves; Falconiformes; Falconidae. The record is from RefSeq and is a predicted model, not a curated record. Gene Ontology annotation, molecular function: transmembrane signaling receptor activity. The transcript is spliced from 4 exons.
AGGAGGCUGAUGCUGAUCUCCAGAGCAAAGUGGGAUGAUGGGGAUAUUGCUGGGCUGGAGCUGGCUCCUUCUGCCAGUUUGCCAGGCUCUGGUUGUCCCCAGGGAGGUCAGUGGCCACGCUGGGGAGAAGCUCUCCCUCCGCUGCUGGUACCCCCGGGGCUAUGAGGACUACAACAAGUACUGGUGCGAGGGGGCCAGUCGGCACUCCUGCCGCAAGGUGGUGGAGACGGCGGGCAGGGAUGUGCCCCAGCAGCAUGGCCGGGUCUCCAUCCAGGACAGCCACAUCUUCUGCGUGGUCCUGCUCACCGUGCAAAACCUCUCUGAGACAGAUGCUGGGAGUUACUGGUGCGGGGUGGAGAGGACAGGCAGCGACCUGAUGGAGCCAGUGACAGUGAGGGUGCUCCCAGCAGUAGCAGCUACCCCAGCAGCUCCUCUGGCCACCCUCACCCCCUGGAUCUCCAGCACCAUGAUGGAGCAUACCCCCGCAACAAAUGCCACCACCAUGGGCCCCGGGGGGCCAGUCCUGAACAUGGUCCUGCUCUCCCUUAUGGUGGUCCUGUUCUCCCUCCUGGCUCUUGCUGGCUCCACCAGGCUCCUCUGCAUCCUGUGCAGGAGAUGCAGGAGGAGGGAAGGUAAUGGUGCCCUUGUGUGCCCUGUCCCAGGCACACCCCGGUGCCCAUCCCAGGACAUGGGGGACAAACCCACCCUGGGCACGGGGCUGCAGGGAGCUCCCCACUCCCAGCAACACAGAAAACCUGCCCUUGAGUCUGUUCUUUCUGCCACCCAAGUCUGUGCUGCCCCCCGCAAACCAGGCAUUGCCACAGAGCUGGAUGACAGCCCCGUCUACGACAACUUGCUGAACUUGGCAGAGGUGAGAGCCCCUGGUGCGGGCAGUGUGGGCAGCACAGGCAGGGCCCAUGCAGUGUGGUUGCUCACCCUGGGCAGCCCCCACACUGCCCAGCUGUGCCCCAGGGCUGUGGGGACACGCUGUCCCCUGGCCAGGGUGGCCACAGUGACACAGAACCAAACCUCAAGCUGGAGAACACCAGCAUCCUCACAAACACCCUGUGUCAGCAGGAGGUGACGGAGAUGCCCAGCCAACAUUCUCCAGGAGAAGAGGUUUACUCCUAGCAAAGCAUCCUUCAUGGGCAGACGGUCCCUGCUGGGUCACCCCCAGGGAUGUCCUUGUGAUCACCCCUGGGGAUGUCAUCGCUGUGGCAGCAGAGGCGAAGGAGCAGGAAGUGGCUGCUGCUGUUCCAUCACCAACCAACCCCUCCCUGAUUCCUGCACAGGCUGAGGAGCGGGUUGUUUGCCCAGCUCAGCAGCAAACAGAUUGCUUUGGGUUCAC